Molecule: messenger RNA, 413 nt
Organism: Paramecium sonneborni
Lineage: Eukaryota; Ciliophora; Oligohymenophorea; Peniculida; Parameciidae
Source: the annotation of a GenBank genome assembly
UUUUAAUGGGAACUGCUUGUGCUCUAAAUUAACAAUCUAUUGAAUAAUCUCCUUAACUAUUGUUGGAUCACUAUGAUCUCAGAGCUUAUCCUUUUCAAUGCAAUGCUAAACUUUAUACGCAUUGCCCUUCUAAAUAAGACAUUUCUAAAAUUUUAGUCUAAUAAUCUAAAUAGUUCAUUGAUGAUGAAUUACCUUCAGAUUCUAAUGGAUCCUUUUUAGAAGGUUCUCUUAAAAGAACAUAAUCUUAUAAUACACAAAGAAAUAGUUUAGAUUUCUCUAUAAAUAAGACAGAAACAUCUAAAAAAGGAAUUCUUAGAUAACAAUCAUCUUUAAAAACGAUAAGUUAAAAAUCUGUUUAACAAAAAAAUAAGAAGAAGGUACAUUUUUAAAAAUCUAAAUUUGUAAAAAUGUGA